AUGAUGGCACGAGGUCAGACCGAGUCUCCGGAUAAGCCGUGUACGUCUAGCGUUCGGUGGAGUGACGAGCGGAUGCGCGACAAACGUACGACGGUUCCUGCCACUCCCUGGCGUCCGCGCAUCCUGCGUCGCGAUCUCUCCAUCGACAUCGAUCAACCCAGCCCACUCGAUCGCAAAGUCACGCUACCCCCACUCAAGCUCAUGCGAGACGAUCCCGUCUUCUCGCCCGCUCCUAGCUCGGCUACCCUUGUACCAAGUGCGGAGAAACACGACGAGCCAAAGGGAGACGCAUAUCGAUGCACCCACAACUCACCCUUCCUUCCAAGAGCUCCUCCUAACACUACCAGCAAGCCUGAUCAUGCCUUGCGCUCGGCCAAACUUCAAGAGACGGAUGCUCAAGCUUUGCUGCGUCAGGGUGGCGGGAUGAACAAGGCGGGCGAGACCAAUGUCUAUGUCAACGGUCUUCCCAAAGAGAUCAACGACAACACGCUUUAUCUGCUCGGCUCGUUCUGCGGCGUGGUGAUCAGCCACAAGGCGAUGCUCGAUCGACAUACGGGUCUGUGCAAAGGAUUCGGCUUCCUCAUGUACGCCACGCCCGAUAUGGCGACCACUGCGAUCGAGUGGCUCAACUCGCACGGCUUCAGUGCGUCCUUUGCCAAAGAAUCGUUCUCGGCGCGGUUGCGACGCAUGACGGAUACGAGUUCGACCAACGUGUAUCUCUCGAACCUGCCGGUGAAGCUGAAUGAGGCGCAGCUGGAGCAGCUCUUCAAUCCGCAUCCGGUGGCGAGUCUCAAGAUCCUGUACGACGUGCAUGGCGAGAGCAAGGGCGUCGGAUUCGUCCGGUUGUUGGAUCGCCAAACCGCGCGGACGUGCAUCGAGCGACUGCACGGUCGAGUGCUGCCCGGCACAACGCUGCCGCUCCAGGUGCGGUUUGCGGACAGCGAGGGGCAGAAGCACCUCAAGCAUUCGGUGCAGCAGAAGCACACGCUUGAAUCGCUCGGGCUACUCAACCACAAAGCCACGCCUUCGCCGGCUGUCCACACGCGGGCCAUGCAGAGCAGCGAGGUGCGAUCCGGACACUUUGGGGGAGAGAUGAGGCCGUCGGGCUUGGUGGCCUCGCGCGCUUGUGUGGGGAUGCCCAGCGUGCCUGUUUCGCCCGAGCUGCCCAUCUCGUCGAACCUGUACGGGCCCGGUGGAUUGGGCAUCCAGGUACCGCCGAUGUGGGCGCCCGCGCAUCCGAUGGUUAACGCGAUGCAGCUCGCCCAGCCUGUGCUCGCCGAAUGGACAUCGAUGCCCACUGCUCCGGUGGUGUUUCCGGAGCCGCUCUUCUACGCGACGGACCAGUACCGCGUGCCCGUGGUAGACUGGGCGCAGAAGAAGAGCGAGCCCGAACCGCUUGCUGCGCUGCCGAGGCCGUUCAUCCCGCCGCCUGGGCUGGUGCCUCGCGAUGGCGAGGACAGUCCCAGCCAACCCGCUCAUCGACAGCAUGCGCGCAAGGAGGCACGGCUGGAUGGUGCCGCGCGUGUGCGCAUCGCUGGCGGCGAGGUGCGCAGCAUCAACGAUGGCGCCCGCGCCGUAUCGGACCCCACGACGCUGCUCGCCGCGCAGGCAAGGGCGAGGGACACUGCCGGCGCUGGACGAGUGCGCCGCGCCAUGUCGGUCGAGCACAAUCACACUGUGCACGACGACGAGACCGCCUCGAGCGAGCACGCCGACGACGACGACAGCAGCCUCAGCAUCGAGAUCCAGAUCCACGCCGAUGCCUAG
This is a messenger RNA of Moesziomyces aphidis, 1767 nucleotides long. NCBI's taxonomy places the organism in Eukaryota, Fungi, Basidiomycota, Ustilaginomycetes, Ustilaginales, Ustilaginaceae. The record is from the annotation of a GenBank genome assembly.